Messenger RNA from Sesamum indicum (sesame), 1117 nucleotides. Its product is annotated as syntaxin-22. Gene Ontology annotation, molecular function: SNAP receptor activity; SNARE binding. Gene Ontology annotation, biological process: intracellular protein transport; vesicle-mediated transport; vesicle fusion. NCBI's taxonomy places the organism in Eukaryota, Viridiplantae, Streptophyta, Magnoliopsida, Lamiales, Pedaliaceae. The record is from RefSeq and is a predicted model, not a curated record. Gene Ontology annotation, cellular component: membrane; SNARE complex; endomembrane system.
UGGAAUUCUAAAUUCUCAUUAUCUGUGAUUGUAUUGAGAAUUUAUUAGUGGGAGUUUUGAGUACAAAAAAUAUAUAGAAUUUGUAUUGAAUAUAAAUGAGUUUUCAAGAUCUAGGAUCUGGUAGGGGCAGUGGGUCCCGGAGGGGGUUUGUAAAUGGGAAGCAGGAUCCCACCCAAGCGGUGGCCUCAGGAAUAUUUCAAAUCAACACGUCGGUUUCCACCUUCCAACGCCUCGUCAACACCCUCGGUACCCCUAAGGACACACCUGAGCUUCGUGAAAAGCUGCAUAAAACGCGCUUACAUAUUGGACAAUUGGUGAAGGAUACGUCAACGAAACUUAAGCAAGCUAGUGAAAUAGAUCAUCAUGUUGAAGUCAAUGCAACCAAGAAAAUAACAGAUGCUAAAUUAGCAAAAGACUUUGAAGCAGUUUUAAAGGAGUUUCAGAAGGUUCAACGUCUUGCAGCUGAGAGGGAGACAUCAUAUACCCCUUUCGUUCCCCAAGCAGUACGGCCUUCUAGCUAUACAGCAAGUGAGAUUGAUGUAAGCACAGAUAAAAGUCCAGAGCAACAAGCUCUUCUUAUGGAAGCAAAAAGACAAGAUGUUUUGCUAUUGGAUAAUGAGAUUGCUUUCAAUGAGGCUAUAAUAGAUGAAAGGGAUCAGGGAAUACAAGAAAUACAACAGCAAAUUGGUGAAGUUAAUGAGAUUUUCAAGGACCUCGCCGUAUUGGUUCACGAGCAAGGAACUAUGAUUGAUGAUAUUGGCUCCAACAUUGAGGGUGCUCAUGCUGCGACUGCUCAGGGAAAAUCCCAACUUGUCAAAGCAGCUAAGACACAAAGGUCAAAUUCGUCUCUGGCUUGCUUGCUACUAGUGAUUUUUGGCGUUGUGCUUCUCAUAGUAAUUAUAGUACUUGCUGCGUAAUUAGGAAGAAGUCUUCUAAAUAUGGUGAGAAUUUAGAAAGAUGGUAGGACAUAGCAGUAUUAUUUUUAUGUCAACUUGACCCGGCAUUGCAGCUAUUGAAGCGUGUUGUUAUGCUCUUGAACCAAAUGAUAUAUGAGAAAGUUUAUGUAGUUGAAUAGGAAGUGUUUUUUCUAUUUGGAACUACACAUUUUGUUUGUAAA